UAAAGCCAGAUGAAAGAAAAAUGGAAAUAGUAAGUACUUCAAUGACUCCCGGGAUGAAAAGCAAAACAGUUACUCUAUAUCCAAAAAAAAAUGUCUACCGACAAGAUUUAAGGCAAUCAAAUUUAUAUUUUUGGCAAUAACACAAGUUUGGUAAUGUAGUAAUGUCCAUUCGUGCAUUUAGACAACAUGUUUGAAACUGUACAAACAAUCAGAAAAUCUCCAUUGAAGUCAUAAUAGUUCUUCUUUUUUUUUUUGUUUUGUAAGAGAAAAUUCCCAUUCAAGUCAUAGUAGUUCUUGCACUAUCUUUUUUCCUUCCUCAUGCCAUAAUAGCCAAUAGGGUGGUGCAUUACAUCAUAGGAUUUAGGAAAAACACCUUUGACCCUCCAAAGCUGCAGGAGUGUCAGACUCACAUUGGUCACAAGUUGGUAUUUUCACAAUCUUUCUCUUUCUUUCCUCAGAUCUGGGAAUAGUCUUUCCUCUUUCUUGUUCAUAUGACACCAUCAUAUGAAACAAGGAGAAAAUUUAACAAAACCCCAGAAGAAAAAAAACAUUAUUUUGUUUGAUUAGUUUAUAGAGAGGGAUUCUUUUUUGGGGGGGUAUACAGGAGAGACUAAAAGAGUGUACAAUCUUUCAAAAGCGACACCGCUUCGGUCUGCUUAUAGAGAGGGAUUUAGACAUAUAGAAAUUUACAUAUAGGGGAGAGAAGAAGAGGAGAUGGCUAUCCAAGAAAAUGGGAAUGGGGGUGUUAUGAAGUAUAGGAGGAUGGAUUCUGAUGGAAUGGAAGAGGAUGCUGGUGUGUUAUGUGAAGAGAAAAGAAAUGAGAGCAGCAGAAAAUAUGUUUUGGUUUGUGCUAUCUUUGCCUCACUUAAUUCUGUGCUUCUUGGAUAUGAUGUUGGUGUUAUGAGUGGAGCUAUUAUCUUCAUUCAGCAAGACUUGAAAAUUACUGAAGUACAAGAAGAAGUCCUCGUUGGAAUCUUGAGCAUAGUUUCACUCUUGGGGAGUUUAGCAGGAGGAAAAAUGUCAGAUGCCAUCGGCAGGAAGUGGACCAUGGCUUUUGCAGCCAUUCUGUUUCAAUCUGGGGCUCUUAUAAUGUCCCUUGCUCCUGACUUCAAAGUGUUAAUGAUAGGCAGGUUUUUGGCUGGAAUUGGUAUCGGUUUCGGCAUCAUGAUUGCACCUGUUUAUAUCGCUGAGAUAUCACCCGCGGUUGCUAGAGGGUCUUUCACUUCAUUCCCUGAGAUAUUCAUCAAUCUUGGAAUUCUUUUAGGUUAUGUUUCGAAUUAUGUUUUCUCUGGUUUAUCCCCCCAUAUAAAUUGGAGAAUCAUGCUUGGUGUGGGGAUUCUCCCUUCGGUUUUUAUUGGUAUCGCGCUAUUUGUCAUUCCAGAAUCUCCUAGGUGGUUGGUUAUGAAAAAUAGGAUAGAUGAGGCAAGGUUAGUGCUACUAAAAACUAAUGAAGAUGCAAAUGAAGUGGAAGAGAGGCUAGCAGAAAUUCAGCAAGCAGCAGGGCAUGUUAAUGCCGAGAAGUAUGAAGAGAAAGCAGUGUGGCGUGAACUGUUAAAUCCUUCACCUGGAGUUCGAAGAAUGCUGAUAACAGGUUGUGGUAUUCAGUGCUUUCAACAGGUCACAGGUAUAGAUGCAACUGUGUAUUAUAGUCCAACAAUUUUUAAGGAUGCUGGAAUUAAGGGUAACACUCAACUCCUGGCUGCAACUGUUGCUGUUGGUUUCACAAAAACAAUAUUCAUUUUGAUAGCCAUAAUUCUUAUUGACAAAGUUGGUAGGAAACCUUUAUUAUAUGUCAGCACAAUUGGCAUGACUACUUGUCUGUUUUGCCUUGGCUUUACACUUUCAUUAAUGGGGAAUGGUUCAGUUGGUAUCAAGUUGGCAAUUUUAUGUGUAUGUGGAAAUGUAGCAUUCUUUUCCAUGGGGAUUGGACCAAUUUGUUGGGUCUUGACAUCUGAAAUCUUCCCUCUAAGACUUCGAGCCCAAGCAUCAGCUCUUGGUGCAGUAGGGAGCAGGGUUAGUAGCGGUGUGGUUGCAAUGUCUUUCCUCUCCAUUUCUCGUAUGAUUACAGUAGGAGGAACAUUUUUUGUGUUCGCUGCUAUAUCAGCUCUCUCUGUUGCUUUUGUUCAUAACUGUGUUCCAGAAACAAAGGGGAAAUCGUUGGAAGAAAUAGAAAUGCUGUUCCAGAAUGAUAGGCCACCACAACAUGGUGGUGAAUUGGAGCUUGAAGAUGUCAAAAAUCUAAUGCAGACUCAACGAAAGGGGCAUAUCAUAUCAUAGUUUUAGUAGCAGACAGAAGAAAGUUGGCAUUUGCUCGAGACACUUAUUUGAUUUGCAAGCUUCUCAAUAUUUGUGAAAUUGCGUAGAGUUAGAUGCAUCAUGCAGUGAGAUAAAUAUAUAAACAAAAAAAAAACUCAAUAUUCAUUCGUCGUCAAGAAUGAGGCUUUCUUGUAUCCUGAUGACAUUGAAAUGUGAUAUCUAGAAACUCAGAAUACAUAGAUUUUCUUCUUCA
Molecule: messenger RNA, 2509 nt
Organism: Capsicum annuum
Lineage: Eukaryota; Viridiplantae; Streptophyta; Magnoliopsida; Solanales; Solanaceae
Product: probable polyol transporter 4
Exons: 2
Coding region: 715-2277 (520 amino acids)
Biological process (GO): transmembrane transport
Cellular component (GO): membrane
Molecular function (GO): myo-inositol:proton symporter activity
Source: RefSeq, a predicted model, not a curated record